AUGGGUCAAUAUUCUUACUCUCAGCCAUCAUCUUCUUCAGCAGCAUCACCCGCCAGACCUACUCCAGCCUCAGGAAUUCCGGUUACUUGCUUUUGCGGCUCUGCUAUGAGGGCUAGGACUGUUCCAGAAGGACCCAACGUCGGGCGGCGUUACUUUGAAUGCGAGGACGCAGAUGGUCUUUUGCAUAAUGGUCUCCUCCACUUGAACAAGUGGUGGGACGAAGCCAUAUUGGAAGAGUUACGAAACAUUAAGGACAAGUCCGAAGAGCAAGAUGACCGGGUGAAGUACAUCACCUACAGCAAAACCAGUGAACGAUGCGACCCCAGAUGGAUGCUCUCUCGGGCCAACCACCACGAAAAACUACUCAAUCAAUUCAUGGAGGCGGUGGAAGAUUGCAAAGCAUCCGUCGCCGAACUAAGUGCACACGUUGACGAAUUGUCCUCCACCCCCUCCCCAACACCACCACGAACGGGCCUGAAAUUGUUUAAAUCGCAUCAGAUUAUUUACAAAUUUCUUGGCACGAUCUACGUCGCGCUGUUUGUAAACUUUUACUUCUCCAAGUUUGCCUGA
Messenger RNA from Capsella rubella, 570 nucleotides. RefSeq lists its product as uncharacterized. NCBI's taxonomy places the organism in Eukaryota, Viridiplantae, Streptophyta, Magnoliopsida, Brassicales, Brassicaceae. The coding region runs from base 1 to 570 and encodes 189 amino acids. The record is from RefSeq and is a predicted model, not a curated record. Gene Ontology annotation, molecular function: zinc ion binding. The transcript has 2 exons.